GGGUGGUGCGCAGCGCCUAUUACGGUCGUCCUCACCGUCACCGCCGGCGCCUCUUCCUGGAUUCAUUCAUUCGAUUUUUUUCAUUCACGAAGGUAGUGAGGCCUGGUUGAAAGCCAUGGAGAGCGUUUUGCCUGCCACCGGUUUCCUGUACUGGGUGGGCGCGGGCACCGUGGCCUACCUGGCCCUGCGUAUCUCGUGCUUGCUCUUCACGGCCGUUCGGGUCUGGGGUUUGGGUAACGAGUCGAUGGUCGGACCGAGGCUCGGUGAAUGGGCAGUUGUCACAGGUAGUACUGAUGGAAUUGGAAAAUCGUAUGCAGAAGAAUUAGCAAAGCGUGGAAUGAAAAUUGUUCUUAUCAGCAGAUCACAGGACAAACUGAACCAAGUUUCCAGUGAGAUAAUUCCCCAACCAGGAUGGAACCUGCACCCCCUGCAGUGGAAGUAGAGUCUUCACCACUGGACCACCAGGGAAGUCCCUGACUUCAUUGUCUUUAAAUGUAUGUCAUACAUGACUGAGGAAAAAUGCAAAAGGACAGCAUAUAUACAUGUGAGAGAGAAACUACUUUGGACUUUUUUCUUAGACAGCUGUGCUUGAGACCUGAAUUAUAAUAUGGCAAAAACUCUUUUCAACUGACAUCUCGUUAACCAACCAGAUGGUUAAACCAGUGCUGUGCGUUUCCUGGGUAAAACGUGUUAACUAGGUUCCUCCUACGCUGUUUGUGGCUCGUGGGCUUCUCAGUAUGAUGCUUGUGUACUUUUAUUCCUGUGGUCUAAUGGUUUACCUGUUAGCAGUCAGCUUUAUUUGUUUUCAGACUUACUUACGCCAGGUGCAUUUGUUACUAAGCAUUCUGUACACUGAUGAAUUACUAGUGUAAAAGGGAGAAUACGAUAACUAAGUUGAAUGCUCUGAAAAAAAGUGAGAAAAGCAAGUACUUUUAGAAAUUGGCUGUCAACUUAGGGGAAAACAAGAAAAAUGCAAAGUAUUGGGGAAAAAACGGUUUGGACUGUUUCAUAUGUUGAAGUUUUUGCCGCAUUUUAUAAGAACUGAAACUGCAAUUACAGAUAAUGCGUUAUGGGUGUGGGGGUGUUGUAUAUUUAAGACUGGAAUUUCAGACAGCAGAUCCAAAUUCAGAUAAAGACUUGGUCCCCUACACAGAGGAUUGGUGAAUGAAUUAUACUUACUCAUGGUGUCAGUUUAAAUGGUUAUAAUGUGUGCUUAUCAUUUUCUAGAA
This is a messenger RNA of Odocoileus virginianus texanus, 1229 nucleotides long. The record is from RefSeq and is a predicted model, not a curated record. Lineage: Eukaryota; Metazoa; Chordata; Mammalia; Artiodactyla; Cervidae.